Messenger RNA from Schistosoma mattheei, 357 nucleotides. NCBI's taxonomy places the organism in Eukaryota, Metazoa, Platyhelminthes, Trematoda, Strigeidida, Schistosomatidae. The record is from the annotation of a GenBank genome assembly.
AUGUUAACAUACAAAGCACUGAAUACAUUUAUUGAUGAUUUAUUUGCGUUUGUUAUCCGCAUGCCUACUCUGUAUCGAAUUGGAUGUCUACGUGACGACGUGAUAUUUUUCAUCUACUUAUAUCAACGUUGGAUAUAUCCAAUGGAUCCCAAUCGUAUUAAUGAAUUUGGAGUCAGUAAGGAGAUGCUCGACGCUCAUAUCAAAUGUGAACCGAAGCAGCCCGACCUCGAUAGCGAAACAACGCCUGCUUUAUCUUCCACUUCUUCGGAUCCAAAUCCAACCCUUUCCGAUUCUGAUGAUCAGAGUGACGUUACAUCGUCUGUGCGUAAACGAAAAUCAGGUUCACUCAAGAAGUGA